AUACUAGAUGCUUCUGGGUCGCAACUUGUAACCCGUCCGCUUCCACAUUCGGGUCAAACAAAAACAAGAAGAUUUGUUGUUGUUUGGGGAAAAGAUAUUCUGGAACUCGCUGUUUAACUAAAACUAGUUUCUUGUUCCACUUCACUUCUCUGGAAAGUUGCACUACCCUUAUCGUCCCCGAAUCCCAGCGCCGCUCGUAGCCCUAAAAGUCAACUUACAUUCCUCAGUCCAAUAUAAUAAAAGCCAAAAAUUGUUUCAAUUUGGGUAUAAAUCUGGUUCAGACCGGUAAGGUAGAUAAGAAUGGCACACACGUGGGUUUCGACAUCGGCGUCAUCUCUUGGGUUGAGUUCUCUCCUUUCCUCUCCAAACACAAACACCAAUCUUGAUUCUCAUACGUUAUCUCUUCCUUUCCAUCCCCUUCGUCCCAGGAAACUGAAGAAGUUAGUUAGCAAUCAAAAGAAUGUGAUGAGUUCUCAGCCAAAGGCUGUUUACACUGGAGAGUUUUGGGCUCCAGAGACAAGCUCUCGACAGGGAAUUUGGUCAAUAAGGGAUGAUUUGGAAGUCCCAUUGUCACCUUACUUCCCUGCAUAUGCACGAGGGCAGGGACCACCUCCAAUGGUGCAAGAGCAAUUGCAGAGUGUUGUUGGCCAACUUCUUAAACAUAGAAUAAUUCGCUGUGGUGGAGGUGUUGAUGAUGAUAUGGCAAACAUUAUCGUAGCUCAGCUUCUCUAUCUUGAUGUUGUUGACCCUCAGAAGGACAUUGUCAUGUAUGUCAAUUCCCCUGGAGGGUCAGUUACAGCUGGUAUGGCCAUAUUUGACACUAUGAGGCAUGUCCGGCCCGAUGUCUCAACUGUGUGUGUUGGACUUGCAGCUAGCAUGGGAGCAUUUCUGCUUAGUGCCGGAACCAAAGGAAAACGGUACAGUUUACGUAGUUCAAGGAUAAUGAUACAUCAGCCUCUUGGUGGAGCUCAAGGAACUGAAACUGAUAUCGAAGUUCAGGCAGAUGAAAUGCUGUAUCAUAAGGCAAACCUAAGCGGGUAUCUUGCUCUCCACACUGGUCAAAGUUUAGAGAAUAUCUACCAGGAUACCGACCGUGAUUUUUUCAUGAGUGCAAAUGAAGCAAAGGAAUAUGGACUAAUUGAUGCCGUCAUCAUGAAUCCUCUCAAAGCUCUUCAGCCACUAGCACCUACAGCUGAUAAUAAUAAAUAGCCUUGUUCAGGAAAACCGCGAGGUAGGCCAACAACGUUGAAAUGCGAAUGAGUUGCAGCUAACGUUUCUCUGUAGUGAGUUGAGGGAGAGGAAAUCAGGUGGAUAGUGGAUAGUGGAUAGUGGAAAGCACAUGCUAAUUAGAUCGUUCUUAGAUGACCCUGAUCUUCAAUCUAUACAAAUAGCCGAGGGAGACGACGAAGAGGAAAGCAAUGCUUGGAAGUUUUUUUCUCACUAAAAUGCAAAGGUGGCUGACCAUAUAACUAACUAGCUAUUCUGAACAACUUGUCAGACGUUAUCAGGUAUAAUUUUUUCAAAGAAAACAAUAAUUAGGAAAUGGUGAAUUUUCCAACUUUGCUGCAACUGGUGAUUAAAGGAAUUUUUAAUGAAUUUAAUUAAUUUAUGUGGUUAUU
Molecule: messenger RNA, 1619 nt
Organism: Durio zibethinus
Lineage: Eukaryota; Viridiplantae; Streptophyta; Magnoliopsida; Malvales; Malvaceae
Product: ATP-dependent Clp protease proteolytic subunit 5, chloroplastic-like
Biological process (GO): protein quality control for misfolded or incompletely synthesized proteins
Cellular component (GO): endopeptidase Clp complex
Molecular function (GO): ATPase binding; serine-type endopeptidase activity; ATP-dependent peptidase activity
Source: RefSeq, a predicted model, not a curated record